Messenger RNA from Symbiodinium sp. CCMP2592, 3783 nucleotides. The record is from the annotation of a GenBank genome assembly. Lineage: Eukaryota; Dinophyceae; Suessiales; Symbiodiniaceae.
AUGGCUGCCUCUCGCGAUCCUUGGUCCAAUCCUCGCUUGGCUCUCACCCACGCAGGGCGCUUUACGGCCGGUUCAUUGCCUGAGGAUCCCAUUCAGAAUUUUGAGACAAGGGCGUCUGAGGGUCGCGAUUCCCGGCGUGCUAGAUGUGCGUCACGCAGCCGCUCCGACUCUCAUGGACGGCCUCGGAUCAACCUUCGUACAAGGGUCAUUGAUGAGUUUAAUGUGACGCACUCUCUGCUGCCAGUUGCUAAUGCCUCUUCGAGAUUGCCGUUGCCUUCAACUCAGACUUUGGAGCUCCGGACCGAGAUCGAGACUUUACGUCGCACCAGUGCCGAACAAAUUAUGAUUUUGACUCAACGAGUGGAUGAUCUCGAGCGCCAGGUUCGAUUCAACCUCACUCUUGAUCUUCAGUGCCUGGCUGCUUGCUCAAUUUUGAUCUUCAGUGCCUGGCUGCUUGCAGCAGCCCUCCUCAGCACAGCGGCUGGCAAAUGCGAUGUGCACAGAUCAACUGCAGGGACCGUGGAACGUCGGGCACUGAACGUCAUGCCAGGACUCUCCCAUAACGUGGCUUCGUUGCUUGCCAUUCCGGCUGCGGUGGCCGCCAUCGGCACGCUCUUGAAUAGGUGUCGGCGACACAGAGUCCUCGGCCCGCUGGAUAGCUGCGGCCGGGCCUGGGGUUGCCCUCUCGUGUUGCGCUCUUGCUGUGGGUGCGAUACAGGAGCGCUUAUGUCGCAGUUUGACUUCAAGACUCUGCUCGCUUCGGCUGUUGAUUCAUGCUCGGAAGCCACUCCUCGCGAUAAGCUGCUUCCUUGGGAAUCUGGGGUGUUCAAACAGAUCUUUGAUGGAGAAGACCCUUUGUCUUGGAAGAACAGGUUCGACUUGCCUGACCCACCAGGGUGGGAUCAAGGAGAGAUGGAAAGCUUGUUCCCGGCCGAGAAGAAGCGCAAGGUAUUAGAUGCUGAUUUUCCACAGGGCAUUUGCUUUAUGGUCGUACGCAAGACUGAGGGGUUGAGCUGGGAGGAUCAACGGCAACAAGACUCCGACAAGGCGAUUGCGCGCUGGAUUUUCAUCAUCGUGAAAUGGUCUGAGACCCGCCCUGGCUUGUUGGUGUGCCAAAGCUUGUCUGAAUGCACCGAGAAGGAUCAAAGGAUCAACGUGAUCCAAGACUGGCUGCAUCCUAAGGCGCCGAGCACUUUGUUGAAGAGAGCCAAUUCGAUUAUGGGAUAUCACAAAGUUGUUGGCUGGGGCGACGGGACUUUUCCUUACCGUGAGCAAGAUGUGUAUCGCUACAUGUCUGAUGCUAAGGCAGGCGGAGCAAAACCGUCACAGCUGAAAGCUUUGAGAGAAGCUGUGAUCUUUGUGCGGCAUGUUUUCAUGGUUCCGCAACUGGACAGGGUGAUCGAGAGUCGUCGCUGUUUGGGGGCAUCGCAGAGGGGGACUGUGAAACGUGGUAAGAAGAGAGCUCACCCGCUUUCCAUCCUUGAAUUGAAGAAGCUUCACCACUUGCUUGCGAAUAAAGAUGUUCCAGCCUGGGACCGCACCUUUGCAGGAGCCGUUCUUUGUUGCACUUACAUGAGAGCGAGAUGGGGGGACUUCCAGCACGCUGUCAGCUUUGAUAUAGAGACGAACGACAAAGGGGACAUCGUUUUCUUGGUUUAUACUGUUGAGGUGUACAAGACGGUGAACUCCAAGUAUUUUUCUGGCGAGCCUGUUAGGUUCAUCGCUCCUGGAGUUGGGAUUCUCAGUGACAACUGGCUGCACUUGUGGAAGCAGGCUAGGGCAGAGGUGGGAUUGUUCUCAUUCCUGCCGCCGUUGCCGACGCCCAAUGCAACUGGUGAGGCCAUGGGAUGCUCGGUUUCUUCUAGCGAAAUCACGGCCUGGAUCCAGAAGGUUUUGGGGCGAGACAAUAGCUUGAAUACCACGGGACACCUUAUGAAGCGCACCUUCUUAACAAUGGCUGCUAAGCGGGGCAUUGAGCACUUGGAUCGGCUGGCUAUGGGUGGUCAUGCCAACUCGGCAAAGAUGGCUGAUACUUACGGUGAUGACGAGCUGGCGCGACCCUUGAGGCUGCUCCUGGCGCUUUUGGAAGAGAUCCGCGAAGGCAUCUUUGACCCCGAUGCAGGACGCGCGGGGUACAUUCUGGGUGCAGGCCUGCGUGAGCGCAGGUUGGAGGCGGAUCGGAUGGAAAUUCGCGACCCCACAGCUGCAGGUGCCUUUGCAGAUGCCGUGACACCGGAAGCCAUGGAAGAAGACUUCCCUGGGGAUCAGUCCGGCAAUGGCAGGGACAGCCUUACAGAGCAAGACGCGGCCUCGUGGGAACUCCCGCUUCCUGAGCCGCUCAAUGACGACGAUUGGAAGGACUUGGGUAUCUCUCCUCCAAGUCCACCGCAUGGUGACGCCGAUGAGGAACCGGAUGCAUCUAACAUUGGUGACCCGCCGGUACACCCGUGGGACAACUUGCUCGAGGGACAUCGCGGGGAUGCUUCAGAGACGGACUCUUCCAGUUCAAGCUGUUCCGAGGAUUCGUCUUCUUCGUCUUCGAGAGUUAGCCACGAACCUGAGCGCAAGCAGGGCAUCAUGUCGCUUGUGGAUUCGGAGGCUGCCUUCACUCAGCGAUGUCAGGAAGUUAAUGCUGGGGCCAUUCAUACGGCGCUGCGUGACAAUGGUGUCACGACCUUUGCUAGUUUGGCUUAUGCAUGUGGCACACCUCAGGACCGUCCUUCGCAGGCCGAGUUGGAUGCAUUCAGUACUAGGAUCCUUGGUGCUGCACCGCGGGUGGGUGAUGUCUCGCUCUUGAAGCGACUCAUCUUCGAAUCUUGUACCUUUGUGAUCGCACAGUUACGCCAGAAUAAGCGCCGCUUGGCGGGGGUCCACAUCGAGCGGGACUCCGUUCCGUCUUAUGCCUUGGUGGAUUUAUGCUUCCAUAUGCUCGAGGUCGGGGUGACAUGGAUCAGUCCCGGCCGCUGUACGAGCCGCGAAAGUGAGAUCCAACUCUCGACGCGUGAUCAGACUAAGGUGUUCAAGCUGGAGGAUAACAGUUUGAAAGUUGGGAAUGAGGGCCCUGACGACGUGGCCUGCUUCGACUCUCCCGUACGACUACAGUGGUGUCUCCAAAGGAGAGGCCUCGCACUCGAUCAAGCUCGACUGAUGUCUUGGCAGCAACAUGAGAGGUGGGUGCAUUGCCUCCUCCACGCACUCACGCGUGAGUGCCCUUCGGGGUUCCACAAGCCAGACAUGAACCGGAUUGUGCAAGCGGACAGGGAGGCAUGGCUCAUUCUUGCAUCAGAAGUACCGAGUCUUAAGGUCACGGCUGCCGGUGAGUUUCCGCUUGGCGUUGCACUUGAGGCUUUGAGAACCGACCCGAGAAUUACCAUGUAUCUUAUGCCCACUUGGGGCAGACAGCCUGAUGUCAAGAUGCCUUUGGAUGUUCCGUCUCCACCCAAGGACGGUGAGGGCUUGUCUCGGUCAGCUAAGCGUCGGAGGCGCUUGAAGGCGACGGCUGCGGCACAGACUGCUACGCCGCCUGGAAAGCCUACUUCGACCCCCAAAGGGGCUCGAGCAAUGCCUUCGGAGUUGAAGGGCACACACCAGAAGACUGAGGAUGGAAAACUCAUUUGCUGGGAUCACAAUUGUGGAGGCUGCAAGCUCAAGACCGAAGGCGAUCCCCCAAAGUGCCAGCACGGGGUGCAUGUGUGUGCCUUCUGCCGUCGAGUCGGCCAUUCCUUCCGCAAUUGCCGUGCUCGCACUUGGAAGGGUGCUGGCAAGGGUAAGACAAAGGAGUGA